This is a messenger RNA of Dibothriocephalus latus, 360 nucleotides long. The record is from the annotation of a GenBank genome assembly. Lineage: Eukaryota; Metazoa; Platyhelminthes; Cestoda; Diphyllobothriidea; Diphyllobothriidae.
AUGUCCAACGUCAGCCUCUGUACUGCACCUCAUCAUAAUCUUAUUGUAUAUGCAGCGGUUGUUUUUCAGCCGGAGAGGCCGGAGAUCUUUGACACCAUCUUCGACAUCUUCAAGAUAGACCUGGCCGAAGAGGAACGAAAGGCCCGACUGCAGGAGGUGCAACAGAGCAUCCUGAGUGGCGCCUGCCAAUGGUCGGCGAAACUUUCCAUUACAGUCAAGUCUGCUCAGGGUUUGAUCGGAAAGGAUAAGAGCGGACGCAGCGACCCCUACGUGACUGUCCAAGUGGGGAAGGUUCGUCGACGCACAAAGACUGUACCUCAGGAACUCAACCCAACCUGGGAUGAGAAGUUCAACUUGUGA